CAAUUUUACCUUAAUCGUGCUCCAAUACUGGCUAGAUGGAUGCUUAUACCAUAAACGAUCGUUGGGCCGGCGUACCCACGCCUCCCUCCAUCCAGAACCCUCCUGCGUAUCGCCUUUUCGAGCUCGUCAAUAUUAUCGGAGGCAGUCUUAUCAUCAGCUUUUCGAUUGCCAACAGCAUUCGCAACCGCCGCCUGACCUAUGGCUUCCUGUUCCUUUCCACUUCUCUGAUCUGCUAUUGGAUGGAAACGAUUGGAGACUGA
This is a messenger RNA of Mytilinidion resinicola, 260 nucleotides long. RefSeq lists its product as uncharacterized. The record is from RefSeq and is a predicted model, not a curated record. Lineage: Eukaryota; Fungi; Ascomycota; Dothideomycetes; Mytilinidiales; Mytilinidiaceae. Bases 36 to 260 code for a protein of 74 amino acids. The transcript is spliced from 2 exons.